UUUUGAGUGAUUUCCUCGUAUGUUCUGUUCUUCUAUUUGCCUUGUCUCGGAGCAAUUCCUUGUUCUGUGGGAAACCUUACGAUUUGAACAGAUCUAAAUGAGAUAGCGAAGUUGUUGGAUGAAAUGGUUGAAGUUCUAGACAAAGAACAGGCGGAAAUUCUUGCCAACAACUCUAGCACAGAAGCGGUUAUUAGCAAAAAGACCAUUACUUCACGCCAACAUGAUCAGACUAUUCAGCCAGCUUCAGAGCAAAGUUUAACAGCCAAGACACAAGACGCGAGACUGCUGCAGCAACAGCUCGAGGUUUCACCAGAAGAGUUGAAGCAGUUUGAAGAGGAGAUGGGAAUUGUUGGGGGAGUCGUGAAAGCGAAAGUUUAUAGAAGGGGACCGUCUAGCUUUCCAGCACCGCAGAGUGAACUGAAGCCGUGUGAUAGUAAUUCACAGCCUGUGCUUGGCAACACUGAGGCCCUUGCUGUCCCUUCCUUCACGAUACCGGAGAACGCCACCCAACAAGAGAAGGAGCAGCGGAUACAACAGAUGCUACAUGACAUUGAUGGCUUGCUGAGUCAUCUUGAGAUGAAUUCAUGAUGUUACCUUCGUUUCAUAAAAGUUGUUACCAC
This is a messenger RNA of Guillardia theta CCMP2712, 620 nucleotides long. RefSeq lists its product as hypothetical. The transcript is spliced from 5 exons. Lineage: Eukaryota; Cryptophyceae; Pyrenomonadales; Geminigeraceae. The record is from RefSeq and is a predicted model, not a curated record. The coding region runs from base 124 to 588 and encodes 154 amino acids.